AGAUAUUGCUGCACCGUUAGCAUGAAAGCUAAGACAAUACGAAACACAAAUUGUCCAUAAAUAACGGAUACUUGUAGUGUUAUAGUAGGUGUCUUUGACACAUACCACACAAGCUUAGGUAGCUAGUGAGGUCAAGCAAAAAGGAUCAUCCACGGUGACGUCAGGAUGCAUCGGUGUGCAGUUUGUCAAAAGUCUUUCCCAUCGCCAUAUAAACUUAGGAGACAUCAGGUUGUCCAUACUGGCCGGAAGCCCUACAUGUGUAAAGUCUGUGGAAAAGCCUUCACACAAACUGUGCAUUUAAAAACACACUUGCUGAAUGUCCACGAUUCACAGAUUCCAGGAGUCAGUCAACCGGGGGGCAAUUUGGCCAAUGACCAGAAGAAACCAAACUGGGAAAAACCAGCUGCAGGAGUCAUUGGCAACUGUUCUACAAUGCCAUCAACUGUGUUCUCUACUGCGUUCUCCCAGCCAGAAUGGAAAAGAGGAACUGUAACUCACAAGUCAUGUAUUCCUUUGUCAGAGACUGGAAAUAGAAGAACACAUGUGGCACAUGUAAAUGAUGGUUUGGUCACCCAGAGCAGCAUCUCAUGUGAUAUGGACCCAGUACAUCAAGAUCAAGGUGAUUCUGCAAACAUGGAUGCAUCUAUCUGCAGCAGCCGCAAAGGAUUCACAUGCAAAGUCUGCCUGAAGUCAUUUAGUUCAUCUCUUCAGCUUUGGAUUCAUUCACCAAUUCAUAACAAAUCCAAGUCAAUAGAGAGGGGCCAGACUUCUAAAUUGAAGAUGAAUUUGAAAAAGUGCUUGCAGCCACAAAACUUGAGAAGCUCAUAUAAAACCAAAUUAGCUCAGAGACACCAGUGUAGUACAUGUUUUAAAACCUUUUGUUCACCAUCCAAAUUGCAAAGACAUUUCCUGACCCAUACGGGACAGAAACCCUACUCAUGUACAGUUUGCCGGAAAACCUUUACGCAAAAGGUACACUUGAAAUCUCAUUUAGAAAAUGGAUGUCCACUUUCUGGGGUCAAUGCAGAAAGUAGACAUAACCAAAAAAACUCCAAUUUGCAGACUCGGUUAUCACUUCAAGACCCUUCAAGUCAUCUGAACUCAUCAGUGGAACUCAAGUUACAAUGUAAAACAAGUGGAAAUUCUGUGAAUGACCUCAAUAAGUCUGACAUCAAGUUGGAUGUGGUUGUAAAACCAGAACAACCAUUAAUUACAAGCAGUAACGGUCAGGAUGUUUGUGGUAGGUCAGGUGAACAGGAGUUCACAAAAAAAGAUAUGAAACCCUUUCAGUGUAUGAGCUGCAACAAAUCUUUUAGGUUAGAAGUGAAUUUAAUACGUCAUUGUAAAAUUCAUCAGAACUGUAAAGAAUUGGGACGCUCUGUGCAAACCAGGUCUAUGACUAACAGUAAUGAUGUGGAAAUCUGUGAUUCUGAAGCAAAGAGACGUGUAGCUGAAGGUAGUCAUGCAGAUCGGACUGACUCUAGCAUCUUUGUUGAACCAGAAUCAUGGAGAGAACUUUGGGAUGACUCCUCUUCUCAGGAUGCUUUAGCAACAAAACGCCGGAGGAAAGGCUGCAGCACCACCACCAGUAAUCAGAUUAAUACCUCACAUCAGUGCUAUAUGUGUUCAAAGUGUUUUCCAUCGGGAUCAAAACUUCAGAGGCACAUACUGACUCACACUGGACAGAGGCCAUUCCACUGUGAGAUAUGUGGAAAGAGAUUUCAACAGAAAACACACUUGAGGGUCCAUUCUCGCACGCACCUCUGGUCUAGAUAUCAGAAACAGCGAUCGUUGUAUAUCAAUCGUCCGCCCUCACGCACAGGUGGGCUUGACGAAAGGGUUGCAGCAGAUGUCCCAAACAACAAAAUGUUAGUGCCAAAAAAGGAAAUUGAGACAUGUACUGCAGUACAAAUCGAUCAGAUCUCUUCUAUAGUUGCUCAGAAUAAUGGCGAAAGAGAAUCAAGGAACAAAAUCUUCCCACAUACCUUCAACAAAAAUGAGACAUUACACUUCAGAAAGGUUUCCAAGGUUAACGUAAAAAGCACCCAGAUGUCUGAAUCAAUGCAAUAUCCUGGCAAUGUACGACACAAGUGCUUCCACUGUUUUAAGUGUUUCCAGAGUGCUUCUAAAUUACAAAGGCAUGAGUUGGUGCACACAGGCUUGAAGCCGUUUCCGUGUCCUAAGUGUGGUAGAGCUUUUGGGCAAACUUCACAUCUGAAAAGACAUAAAAGGACACGCUGUAACAGGAAACUGUCAAAACCAGUCAAUCGACAGGUGAACAUCAAGAAACUUAAAACAAGUUGUCAGCAGCAACUUUACCCAAGGAUCACUGUUAGUGUCCCAACCCCACAGCAGUCUGCAAAUACUUCCGCUAUGAGUUCAGUAUUUAACAGUGUUGUGAGUAAAAGAGGAAAGACGAACAGCCCGAAGACAAACUCGAAAAGUAAAACAAAGAAACUUCACACGUGUGGAAUAUGCUGUAAGAACUUUCCUUCUUCAUACAAACUCUCAAGGCACUUGGUUACUCACUCUGGGUUAAGGCCGUUUAAAUGUGCUCGGUGUGGCAAAACCUUUACACAGCGUUGUCAUCUGAAAGUUCAUGAGCACAGGUGCAGACAGGAAAGCAGGACCUCGCAUCAAACUCACAGAGUAAUAAAAAAUGUCACCCACCUCCGGAAUAAAUGCAUCGACAAUCUCACUGAUAAUACAGAUUUCAGUGUGAGAGCAGUGGGACAGCAGAUGGAGUCAUGUUAUUCUCGUGUUGGAGAUGUCUCUUGUAUCACAGAGGCAAUAGACACUACAUGGCUGUCAGUAGGGUUUAAAGAGGAUAUUGAAUCAGGGUCUUUAAAUGAGACUACAAUUGGUUACAAUCAGGCUACAGACCAUUGUAGUAAUUCAUUUCCCUCAGAGUUUGACCGUGAGAUGAAUAAUCUAAUCCAAAAUCAAGCUAUUUCAGGUGCAGCUAUGUUAUAUCAACAAAAGGGUAAUAUGCAUAAUGUAGAAAUACCAUGUCAUAAAAACACCACAGCUGUUUUAGACAAGAACAAGGUACUCAGAGCUUACUGGUGCGAACCAUCAACAGUGUUUGAAUGCGGCAAGUGCGCUGUAAACUUAACGAGCGAACAGGAUCUCAAGAAACAUCUUUGUGCAGCUCCUAAAUUGACAACUUCUGCCCUGAAGUAUCAGUGUGACAUUUGCUUCAAACAUUUUGUGUCUCCUUCUAAACUUAACAGGCAUUACAAUGUCCACACACGCCAGAGGCCAUUUUAGAUGUGACAUUUGUGGCAAAACCUUUACCCAGACAUCACACACCAGAAAACACAGAUGGACUCAUCAAUAAUCAAAUGUAUACACUGUUGUGUAUGAUCAGGAUUUUUGUUAUAAAAUGGUGUUUAUGAUAAU
Solea solea (common sole) is the source of this 3402-nucleotide messenger RNA. RefSeq names its product zinc finger protein 770-like. The coding region runs from base 166 to 3270 and encodes 1034 amino acids. Lineage: Eukaryota; Metazoa; Chordata; Actinopteri; Pleuronectiformes; Soleidae. The record is from RefSeq and is a predicted model, not a curated record. The transcript has 2 exons.